CCCCCGGGGCGCUCAGAGAAGGAGUCCUGGAGCCGCUCGGGCUCCGGCGUUUAGGGGCUACGGUGGCGGCAGAAUUCCCAGGAGCCAUGUUGUCAGAAGACCUGCUGGUGUCGGCUCCAGGGAAAGUCAUCCUUCAUGGAGAGCACGCAGUGGUCCACGGCAAGGUAGCACUGGCUGUGGCCUUGAACUUGAGAACAUUCCUCCGGCUUCAACCCCACAGCAGUGGGAAAGUGAACCUCAACUUACCCAACGUUGGCAUCAAGCGGGCGUGGGAUGUGGCCAGGCUUCAGCUACUGGACGUGAGCUUUCUGGAGCAAGGGGACGUCACCACGCUCACCCCAGAGCAAGUGGAGAAGCUGAAGGAGGUGGCGGGCUUCGCCAAGGACUGUGCCGACCAAAAGCACCUGGCUGUGCUGGCCUUCCUUUACCUGUACCUGUCCAUCUGCCGGAAGCAGAGGGCCCUGCCCAGCCUGGACAUCGUGGUGUGGUCGGAGCUGCCCACCGGGGCCGGCUUGGGCUCCAGUGCCGCCUACUGUGUGUGUUUGGCAGCCGCCCUCCUGACCGCGUGUGAGGAGAUCGCAAACCCGCUGAAGGACGGCGAGCCCACCAGCAGGUGGACAGCGGAGGAUUUGGAAUUAAUUAACAAGUGGGCCUUUCAGGGGGAGAGGGUGAUUCACGGGAACCCCUCUGGAGUGGACAACGCUGUCAGCACCUGGGGAGGAGUGCUCCGUUACCAACAAGGAAAGAUUUCGCCCUUAAAGAGGCCGCCAGCUCUGAAGAUUCUGCUGACCAACACCAAAGUCCCUCGCAGCACCAAGACCCUCGUGGCCAGCGUCCAGAACAGGCUGCUCAAGUUCCCAGAGAUCGUGGCCCCCCUGCUGACCUCCAUAGAUGCCAUUUCCCUGGAGUGCGAGCGGGUGCUGGGAGAGAUGGCGGCGGCGGCCCCGGCCCCAGAGCACUACCUCGUGCUGGAAGAGCUCAUUGACAUGAACCAACACCAUCUGAACGCCUUGGGUGUGGGCCAUGCCUCGCUGGACCGACUCUGCCAAGCGUCCAUGGCCCAUGGACUGCACAGCAAGCUCACUGGCGCUGGCGGCGGCGGCUGUGGCAUCACUCUUCUCAGGCCAGAUCUGGAGGGACCAGAGGUGGAGGCCACGAAGCAGGCGCUGACCAGUUACGGGUUUGACUGCUGGGAAACCAGCGUUGGUGCCCCUGGCGUCUCCGUCCACGCGGCCGCCUCCCUGGAUACCGCCGUCCGGCAAGCCCUGGAUGGCCUCUGAGGUGAGCCUGCGUCGCUGCAGCCCCACCAAGAAGCCCGUUCCUGGAUUGUUCUGGGGGCUGGAGUUGGCCUCUGUGCUGGCCAGUGGGCAC
This is a messenger RNA of Hipposideros armiger (great roundleaf bat), 1371 nucleotides long. RefSeq names its product mevalonate kinase (gene MVK). Lineage: Eukaryota; Metazoa; Chordata; Mammalia; Chiroptera; Hipposideridae. The transcript has 11 exons. Gene Ontology annotation, cellular component: cytosol; cytoplasm. Gene Ontology annotation, biological process: isopentenyl diphosphate biosynthetic process, mevalonate pathway; isoprenoid biosynthetic process; cholesterol biosynthetic process. Gene Ontology annotation, molecular function: mevalonate kinase activity; ATP binding. Bases 87 to 1280 code for a protein of 397 amino acids. The record is from RefSeq and is a predicted model, not a curated record.